This is a messenger RNA of Paramormyrops kingsleyae, 2754 nucleotides long. The record is from RefSeq and is a predicted model, not a curated record. Lineage: Eukaryota; Metazoa; Chordata; Actinopteri; Osteoglossiformes; Mormyridae.
UCACCUUUCACUCCUUGUACAGAGAGGUUAACCCCUAAUAGAUGUGGUUUGCUCCUCCAAAUUACAACUCAUACGCUUUUUGAGGACUGAGAUUUGGAAACUAUGGCUGUAGUACAGGAACUUUUCCAGAUUCCCAGUGUGGUCACCCUGCUUGUUUCUGUACUGGUGCUUUUGAUCCUGUAUCUGCUGAUCGACACACAAAUCCGAGGAAAGGAGCCCCCAGGACCCAGACCUCUGCCUCUUCUGGGAAACCUACUGCAACUGGAUCUCAAGAGGCUCCAUCUGUGCCUCUUCCAGCUAUCUCAGAAGUAUGGGCCUGUCUCCACCAUUCACUUUGGCCCAAAGAAAACUGUGGUUCUUGCAGGCUAUAAGGCAGUGAAAGAAGCUCUCAUCAAUUUUGCAGAAGAAUUUGGGGACCGGGACAUAACGCCUAUAUUCAAAGAUUUUUCAAAAGGGCACGGCAUCGUGUUUGCCAAUGGAAACUCAUGGAAGGAGAUGAGGCGCUUUGCUCUGUCCACCCUUCGUGACUUUGGGAUGGGAAAACGAGGGAUUGAGGACAAAAUUAUUGAAGAGAUCCACUACAUGACAGAGGUGUUUGCAGACUUUACAGGCAAACCAUUUGACACCAGUGAAGCACUGAAUCACUCAGUCUCCAACAUCAUUUCUUCCAUCGUCUANGGCAACAGGUUUGAAUAUGACGACCCAGAGUUCCAGAAGAUGGUCUAUCUGGCAAAGCAACGUAACAAGCUCCUCGGGGCACCUGGCAUUAAUCUGUACAACAUGUUUCCAAGUCUGCGCCCUUGGCUGAAGGUAUGGACCUCCCUGAUGAACACUAGGGAGGAGAACAAUGAGCACCAGAGAGAACUUACAAGGAAACUUCAGAAAACUCUGAAUGCUGAGGACAAGAGAGGCUUUAUAGAUGCCUUCCUUCUGGUCAUUGGGGGUCGGCAGAUUCGAGUGGAGGACAGGAAGAACCUACCAUACACAGAUGCUGUGAUCCAUGAGAUACAGAGGAUGGGCAACAUAGUUCCUUUGAAUAUCCCACAUGUCACAACCUGUGACGUGGUCUUCCAGGGAUACCACAUCAGGAAGGGAACUGCUGUCAUUCCAUUGCUGACAUCUGUACUAAGAGAUGAGAGUGAAUGGGAGAGUCCCAAUACCUUCAACCCCGGCCACUUCCUGGAUGAUCAGGGUCGGUUCAAGAAGAGGGAUGCCUUCAUGCCCUUCUCUGCAGGACGCAGAGUAUGCCUUGGAGAGAGUCUGGCCAGGAUGGAGAUCUUCCUCUUCUUCACCUCGCUCCUGCUGAAGUUCAGGUUCACUCCACCUCCUAGGUUGUCUGAAUCUGAUCUGGACCUCACUCCAGCUGUUGGGUUGGUCUCCAACCCACCUUCACAUAAAUUGUGUGCUCUAAGCCGGGUUUGAAGCUCCUGAACUCUGAAGGUUUUUAUGGAGCUGAACUGUAUGAUGUCAUCUUUCACAUGGCUUGAAUAAUCAAUAACAAUAUCUAGCUGAGCUUUUUCAAUAUGAAGACAUUCUCGUAACUCGGGUCAUUUUGACUUGGACAGGGCCGAUACCACAUUACUAACUGCCACAUGUGACAUGUGACAUAACACCAAGGACCUGCAAGCUUGCUCUAUGCAUUCUUCCACAGUUCCCAGACUACCCAACAGCCAUGGACACUUCUCUCCCUGUCCCUGCAAACCGGCAGCUGUGCUGCAGCCCUCCCCAGCCCAGAGCAUAUCACUGAUGGCCUGUAGCAACACAUUCAGUUAUAACGCGCGGCUGUUCAUCCACCCUCCUCUCCUCCUGACCAGCUCCUCUUUUCGGUUGAGUCACUUGAUUGCAGAUUCCUGGCAAGGCUGUUGAUAUCCUCUCCCAAACCAAAUACAUAAAACGCUAUGGCUCCAGUAUAACAACACUCCACAGCUGUGUUGUUCCUGCCAACUAUGACAAAGUAGUAAUGUGGUAUAAUUAUCAUACAACUACAUCACUCCCAUCACAAUGGUAAAUCUAGCCUAGUCAUUACACAAGCACUCAUAGUAAACAGGUACAUCACUGUUUCAAACCAUAAGUCUGCCUUCAAACACCACAUAUGCUGGAACCCAGAAAUAUACACCAUUAAAAUGAUCAUAUGGCAAUUGUGAGAUGAGAAGAAACAGCGGAUGUGUCUGAAUUCAGGUGCUGCACUCUUCAAAGGACGCGGUCUAUGAAGGAGUAGCCUUUGUAGGCUGCGGUCAUCAAAGGUCAAACAGAAAGGGCUGUCAAAUGGGACUGUCUGGCCGACGGAUCAUUUCCUGUUUGCGUCGCCAGCUGUUCCCGCCCUUAUCCUUGAAUCAGGAAGCGUCGCUCCCAUUGCUUGCCUUCUAUACCUUUACGCAUUUCUAGACCGCAUUUGAAGGAGCCUCGUCACACCGCUGUGAUGCAGCCCCUGAAUUUGGACAUAGCUAGUGACACCACUGCAAUGGAUUAUAUUCCCAGAUUGCAGUUGAUUCCGGGCUGGAUCUGUCUCCAGUCGGCAUAAUUUUUUAUAUUUAUAUCUGGGGGCUUGAUCUCCUGGUUAGAAAUUCAGUCCCACUCCAGCCCUGACUACUUUGCUCCUUUUACUUCACUUGCUCCAAGUCAGAGAUUUAAUUCAGGAUGUCAGUCAAAACAAUGAACCUCUUUUUUGAAACUCUCACAGAUUUUCAGCUUCACAGGUUAUGAUUAAAAGAAAUAUUAUCAUAUGACAUUUAGUAUUAAACAUUGCAGACUGAA